CGUAUAAAUGCAAUAUUUUUUGGCUAUGUGUUUUAUUUUAGUAGCAUUGGGUUAACAAAUAAAAGGGAAUGGAAAACAUCAUAAACAUAAAAACAAAGAAAUAGGAUUUGUUUAGGUUUCAGCAGAUUUAAAUGAUUAACGUGUCAUCUUGGAAGGGAUUAUUCAAUAGGUGAAUCAAUUAGCUCUUUUAGUAUAAAGAUAAAAUGUAUUUGAUGAUAGUUUGAGAAAAAGACCAUUUGAUUUGAUGGGUUAAUUGGAUCGUCUAGAUAAAUUGGAAUUAUACCCAGAAGAAUCUAAGAUUAUUGGAAGUCUAAAAUAACAAUUAAAUAUAAUAUCAAAUGCAAUGGAUGUAGAUGAUUAUAUUUAAGAGUGUGAUGAUGAAGAUGUUUGUUAACUUUGUUAGGCCUCGAUGUAUUAUUAAUUGGAUGAUGAUAAUUGGUAUAUGAUUGGAUUUGAGCAUGGAUUUAAGUAAUUAUGCAUUGAAAUGAAGAAAGGAGUUCCAAUUCCUAUUAGAUUCUGCGAAAUAAGCACUUGGAUCUGAUGGGGAUCUCUUGUUGGCCUUUUCAAAUGAAAAUCAUAUUUGUUUACAAUUUGCCAAUUUAAAACAUGCAAUAGACAUUAAUGGUGUGCUGAAACUUUAUUUAGGAACCACUUUAAAUGAUUACUAAAAUAAAUUGAUUCAUUUACCAACUCAUGGAAUACCUUUAGAGUUCCUAGUGAGAGCAGAGUAUACAAAUAGAAAUUUCAUUUACAAAGAACUUAAAUUUAUUGUAAAUGAUAAUUCUUAAAGAGAUAUUCUGGGUGGUCGAUUAAAUAAAUUGCAAUUUUCGAUUUUCGAUUAAAAUGUUUAUAUUUUAGAAUAUCAUGUAAGGUGUUUAUUGAAUAUGAUGGCCAAUUUUACAUUUAAUCCCAAAUAUUCCCGUUUCAAUUGAAAACAAUUCAAGGAAACACUUAAUCAGAAUAAGUAAACUUAUUUAUAUUUAUUAUAAUUUAUAGAUUAACAUAAAAUAUUCUAAGAAUAUAGCUGAAAAGUAUUUAUCAAAUUCCAUUCUGAAAGACACUUUCAAAUUUAGCUAGAUGCAAGCUUCCACUUAUAUGAAUAGUACUGACAUUGUAAUAUCUGUUGAAUUAGAUUGA
Paramecium sonneborni is the source of this 1137-nucleotide messenger RNA. The record is from the annotation of a GenBank genome assembly. NCBI's taxonomy places the organism in Eukaryota, Ciliophora, Oligohymenophorea, Peniculida, Parameciidae.